Molecule: messenger RNA, 1125 nt
Organism: Microthlaspi erraticum
Lineage: Eukaryota; Viridiplantae; Streptophyta; Magnoliopsida; Brassicales; Brassicaceae
Source: the annotation of a GenBank genome assembly
AUGGAGAAUCUGGAGCAGCAUGAUCUAUUAUUGGCUACACAACCUUCAAACUCGGUAAGAGAAUACUCAGACCCAAUCCCAUGUGAUAUCCUUAUAGAUAUAUUCUCUCGAGUCCCUGGAUGGUCAAUAGCUAGGUUUCGUUGCGUAUCUAAAUACUGGGGAUCCAUACUUCGCCGUCCUGAUUUCACUGAGCUGUUCCUCACCAAGUCUUUAGCUCGUCCACGGAUCUUGUUCGCCAUGGAAGUUGGUAAAGAGUUGUUAUUCUUCUCUUCACCUCAACCUCAAAAUCCAGCUGACAACUCCACUCUUUUAGCCACCCGUUACAAGCGUUUUCCCAAAAAAAUUCCAUAUGGCAUCACACCACCUCUCUAUGGAUUAUUACUUCUUCGUGGAGACGCACUGGUGUGUAACCCCUUCACCGGAGAGUCCAUAACCUUACCCGAAAUGAAGACGAGGACCUAUAUCGACAGAAGUUUUUUUGGCUAUGAUCCAAUCAACAAACAAUUCAAAGUGCUGUGUAAAACUUAUGGAUCACAUGAUAGUCAUUGCGUUUUGACAUUGGGGAGUAGUGGAAAAGAUUCGUGGAGAUAUAUUCAAUCCAAUCCCCACUAUUCUUUAUAUGGUAGAACACGCAUAAAUGGUGAAAUAUGCAUAAAUGGUCUUUUGUAUUAUGAAGCUCAAGUUGAAGAAUCUAAAUGUAUAAUAGUUUCCUUUGAUUUAAGCUCUGAGAAGUUCGGCUAUAUUAAGAUAGAUCAAGAAAUACUAGGUGGGACUCUGAUCAACUACAAAGGUAACUUAGGGGCACUAGUAAGACAUGAGAAUGAAUUUGUGCUGUGGGUUCUAGAAGAAGAUGCUGGAAACCAUAAGUGGUGCAAACGAAUAAGCGUACCGUUAAGCUUAUUGGACGAGAACGGGAAUUAUCUUCACUUUGUUGGAAUGGCCGGAGCAGGUGAAAUUGUGUUUUUGCCACACCGUGCUAGAAGCCAAUUCUUCUACAUUGUCUACUACAAUAUCGAGAGGAAGACAUUUACAAGAGUCAUUAUUCAAGGAUUUGAAGAGCUUAAGGAUCCAUUUAUCACUCCUCGCAUCUUUCUAGACUAUGUUGAGAAUAUGAGGCUUUUGUAA